GGAAAUCAACAAUGUCAGUAAGUUGAAGUUAUAGAAGAAUAUAUUAUAAACAACAAUAGCAAGGGAAUUUUGAAACGAUUUCUGUUUUCUUUUUAACUGUGUCUAAGUAUUCUUCGCAACGUUCUAUUUGGCUGCCUUUUUGUAAGACUGCAUUCAUACGAAAAAAUUGGGAAAAUGGGACGUAGGCAAUAUUCUGGUAGAAAAAAGAAAAAAGACGAGUUUAUAGAUUGGGAUCAACUACCACGAAGAAAUGAAGGAUUUGAAAAGUAUUACAAGCUUCAGAAGCUCGUUUCAAAUGAUGAAAUUGAGAUAUUAAUGCAAAAACUCGCUGAACCGCUGCCAACGACAUUUCGCAUUACCUCUUGUAACCAGCAUGGGACUCAAGUCCGGGAUCACUUCAUAAAGCAUUACUAUCCUCUAAUUGAAAGCGUCGAGGUCGAUGGUACAAAGGUUUCACCUCCUGUUCUAUUACCUUGGUAUCCGAACCAAAUGGCUUUCAUGCUGGAUAUUCCAAAGACUAUCAUUCGAAAAAGCCCUCCCCUAAAGCUUCUUCAGCAAUUCCUAGUUUUAGAAACCGAAGCCGGUGAUAUCAGCAGACAAGAAGCUGUGAGUAUGAUUCCUCCUCUUUUUCUUCAUGUCGAAAGCCAUCAUAAAGUACUCGACAUGUGUGCUGCCCCUGGCUCCAAAACUGCUCAACUUCUAGAGGCACUUCAUACUCCUGCGGAUGGCAAAGAAACAUUCGAUACUCUACUUCCUUCUGGUAUGGUGAUAGCAAACGAUUCAGAUAACAAGCGUGCUCACAUGCUUGUUCAUCAAAUCAAGAGGUUGAAUUCUCCGAAUAUCUUAAUCGUCAAUCAUGAUGCUUCUUUCUUACCUCAUUUCCAUGUCGAACUGGAUGGUCCCAAUGGAAAAGAGAAGUCAUAUCUGAAAUUUGAUCGCAUUUUGGCUGAUGUUCCAUGCUCUGGCGAUGGUACAUUUCGCAAAAACAUUUCUCUAUGGACUAACUGGACACUAAAGACUGCUCUCGGUCUACAUUCUACGCAAAUAAAGAUUCUAAAACGUGGCAUCGAUUUACUCGCUAAUGGUGGUCGUCUUGUGUAUUCUACUUGUUCUAUGAACCCGAUUGAAAAUGAAGCUGUGGUUGCUGCUGCUUUGAAAUCAAGUAAAGGUUCGACUAGAUUAGUAGAUGUAAAAGAUGAAGUACAGGAAUUAAAAAGAAGCCCUGGUGUGAAAAGUUGGACUGUCUGUGAUAGCGAUUUGAACACAUAUCCUUCAUUUGAAUCGCUUCCUAAAGACCUCAAUGGAAAAAUGGCCAAAUCACUUUGGCCAUUACCCGAGGAAGAGCUCGAACAAAUGGGAAUUGAAAGAUGCAUGAGAGUGUACCCUCAUCAUCAGAAUACCGGCGGCUUUUUCGUAGCAGUGUUAGAAAAAUGUGACGACUCAGAAGUGUCGUUGGAGAAAGACAUUCCAGAACAAGAAGUUUCGGAUGAAGCAGGUAAAAAAGCAGAAAUUGAGCAGCCUAUUUUGAAGAAACAAAAAUCUUCAAAAUUUGAAAAACGAUUAUUAUCUGCAGAAAAUCGAGCUUUGAAGGCAGGAAACAGAUACCAUGAGCUGGAUCCUUUUGUUUAUAUUAAAGACAAUGAUGAGAUGCUCGAUAAAAUCUAUAAGUCAUUCAAGAUGAAUGAAAGCUUUUUGAAAAAGGACUUAUUUUUUGUUCGAAAUUUAGAAGGAACAAUAUCUCGCGCGGUAUACGUCUCUAACAGUUUAUUCAAAAAUAUUAUAGAAUGUAAUCGAAACCGAGUGAAGUUUGUGCAUGGAGGUCUAAAGAUCUUUGUAAGGCAAGAUUUCGGAAGUUUAUCCAAGGAAGUUGCCAAAGAUACUGAUGUCUGUGUUUUCCGUGUACAAAGCGACGGAUCAAGACUUGCAAGUCAUUGUAUCAACAAAGACUGUGUUUUAUCUACUGAUCUAUCGGACUUGUUGAUUUUCUUAGACCAUGAAGCUGUCACAGUUGAUUAUUUCCCAGAGGACAGUAUUUUCAGGAAGCAUUUUGAAACUCUUCCUUUAGGUAAUACCCUUCUUCACGUUGAUCUAAAAAGAGAAAAUAGCAUUAUUAAAAAAGACGUUUAUAUUCCAUUGUGGAGAAGCGUUCGCAUGUGCAACGUCAUGAUAUCGAAUGCUGAGAAAAGGACUUUAAAGUUGCAGAUCGAAGGACCUAAAUAUGAAGGAGACCAAAAUGUAUCUACUGAGAAAACUGCUUGAGUUUAAUUGGAGAAAAUAUUAGAUAUGGAAGAAAAGUAGUUAGUACGGAUAUUAUAGAGAAGAAAGAAUGCUUUAUUCAUAUGAGCAAAUGUAGCUAAUGCAUUUGUGCCAAAAUUAUUUAUUCGCUUUUCUAGAAUUUAUAGGUAAAUCAAAAUGAUAGUAAUAUAGGAGGUAUUCUUAGAUAUCUCUGUAUGAAUCAGUCAA
Molecule: messenger RNA, 2463 nt
Organism: Schizosaccharomyces cryophilus OY26
Lineage: Eukaryota; Fungi; Ascomycota; Schizosaccharomycetes; Schizosaccharomycetales; Schizosaccharomycetaceae
Product: tRNA (cytosine-5-)-methyltransferase
Exons: 5
Coding region: 175-2259 (694 amino acids)
Biological process (GO): tRNA methylation
Cellular component (GO): cytoplasm; nucleus
Molecular function (GO): tRNA (cytidine-N5)-methyltransferase activity; tRNA binding
Source: RefSeq, a predicted model, not a curated record